AUGAGUGAGUACAGUCCUGUACUAAGUGAGGAAGAAAGGAUAAGGAAGAGUAAACUAUCAUUCAAUACGAAAUCAAUCCACCAGCGACAACAGUUUUGCCAUGCUUUAGAGAAUCUCAUUAUUGAUGUGUUUAAAAAGAAUUGGCCAGCUGUGAAGGUGGGAGUCGCUAAUAUCAAUCUGGAAGCAGUGGCUGCUAAACAGGUUAAAGAGGAUUUCGAUAAUAUUGAACCACCAACUGCGCUGAAGCUUGAACCACCAACUGCGCUGAAGCUUGAUUUCGGUACUCCGUAUAAAAGAAAUCACUAUCGGUACAAUUCCGUCGCUGGUGUACGAUCUUUUGUACAACCAGUUACCAUGCUUAGGGUACAGCGUUUUUACAUUUAUUGUCAACUACAGACUCAAGAUGAGAAAACAAAUAUGUCAAAGAUAAAAGAGGCUAAAUAUAACUGGGCUCGUGAAUCUUCGUUAAAUCGGGAAAUUUGGAGAUUGAAAUAUGAAAAUAACUUGUUAUUAGGAUUUGAUAUCAAUAAAGAUUUUCAAAUGUUCUCAAUAAUGGAUAAUGAUUAUAUAGCUAAUGGGCUAGCCGGUGAAGAAGAACCUACUAAUGAAACUGUCCAACAACAAUGGCGGAAACUGCCUCCGAAAUUGAAAUUUAUUUCUACAGAAAUAUCUGGAUUUGUUCAUGUUUAUGGCAUUACCGGGUAUCAUUGUUGGAACUAUUAUUUGGGGAAAAGGUUUAACCAGAUAAAGUCUUCAUUGGUGAUAUUCACUAAUGGAUCUAUGACGGGGACAUGUUAUGGCGAGGUUGUUAAGCGAAUUAAACAGGAAUGGAUUCAAAUGGAUAGUGGUAUGAAACAACAAAUUGAAGUUGAAUAUAGGGAUUUGCUUAGUCAAGGGAAGGAUAUGUAUGAAGGAAAAAUUGUAUCGAUUGAAUUUAAAAACGAGGCUAUUAAUAAUUGGAAACGAUACCAGGUUAUUCAUGUUAGAGGAGAUAAUCCAUUCUUUGAACUUUCGUCAAGUACCAACAAGUUUUCAAUUGAGCCCCCUAAAAGACUAAGAUUUGUUCGAAAUCAAACUGUUGGAAAUAUUGUAAUUAUUGGCAAAGUCGAUAAUCUUCAUGCAUGGAAUUAUUUUCUAUGCAAACACUUGAAAGAAAACGCUAGGACUAGCUUGUAUUUUCAACUACGCGAGCAAUGGGCAAAAAUGAAUAGUGAUGAGCAAGAACAAUACAGACUAGAGUAUGAAGAGUUGUUGUAUUCUGGUCGUGAUAUCUACAGGGGUAAAAUACUUUUGCUCGAGGAGAAACAAGCACUAGCUGAAAAAGAGGGGCGCCUCAAAAAAACAGGUGGUGGUGGCUUGAUAACUGAGAUAUGGGGACAGGUUAUUGAGAAUGGAUCAGGAGCUCGAACCAAUGUUGCGCCGCUACCAAUAAUCAUUGAUUACAAGAGCCAAAAACCUGUAUUGUUAGACGAGUUAUCAGAGAAGCAUGUAUAUAAUUAUUUUCUAGCCAGAAGGUUAGAUGAGGUGAAAAAAGGGGGCGAUAGAGGAGGAGGAAGCGGAGGAGGAGUAUUGCAAAGGGAACUUUUUCUCAAGUUAGAGCUUGAGUGGGUUAAAAAGACGCAAUUGGAAAAAAACCAGCUCAGAUGUGAUUAUGAGAAACUACUCAAGAGUGGCUACGACUAUUUAUAUGGUAAGAUUGUUCCAUUGUCGGAAAAGAUUAGCCAAGCUCACAGUCUCAAAUUGGCCAAGAAUCUUUCGGGAGUUGGUAGUAAAGCUGCAUUUUCUUCCAAAGCUCGCGAGAUUCUCGAAUCUAACCAAAAUCUUGAAUCAGAGAAUCAAGCUUGGGAAUAUUUCAAGUAUGCUAAAGUUGAAUAUGAAAAUGAAAAAGAUUUGAAUAAAUUAGAGAAAGAGUGGCAAGCAAUGAGCGAUGAGGAAAAGAAGGAAAUUGGUGAAAUGUAUCAAGUGUUGAAAUCAACAGGUAAGAAAAUUGUCGACAAAGUAAUGGUUGACAAGUACACUAUCGACACUAUCGAGCAGCACUGA
Molecule: messenger RNA, 2043 nt
Organism: Lodderomyces oxycetoniae
Lineage: Eukaryota; Fungi; Ascomycota; Pichiomycetes; Serinales; Debaryomycetaceae
Exons: 1
Coding region: 1-2043 (680 amino acids)
Source: RefSeq, a predicted model, not a curated record